Molecule: messenger RNA, 2202 nt
Organism: Xenia sp. Carnegie-2017
Lineage: Eukaryota; Metazoa; Cnidaria; Anthozoa; Malacalcyonacea; Xeniidae
Product: wee1-like protein kinase
Exons: 15
Coding region: 185-1888 (567 amino acids)
Biological process (GO): protein phosphorylation; mitotic cell cycle
Cellular component (GO): nucleus
Molecular function (GO): non-membrane spanning protein tyrosine kinase activity; ATP binding; magnesium ion binding
Source: RefSeq, a predicted model, not a curated record
GCAUUGAUUUCUAUAUCAAAAUUCGAAUUUCAACAACUAAGUGUAUCUCUUUCAAACAUUAUUAUAGUUGAUCAUCUGGCUUAAAUAUCUCCUUUAUCGAAGCUUUGGGUAGCGCGAAAACGGCUUAUUGUUGUGUUGGAUUUUCUUCAACGGAAAUCAGAAUUGAUUUAACAAUUCGAUUGAAAUGUCUUUGGGAAUACGUUCACGUUUAAAUUUCGAUGUGAGUGACUGUGUUCACACAUUAUUUUCUCCGCCAGAAAGAGGCCAAAAUUUAUUCAAUACAAUAGUAGAGGAAAAUCGGGAAAGCUUUAAUGUAACAGACACUUCGUUUGAUGUUGACGUUGGCCAAGAAUGGAGCUCAGAAUUGUUGACACCAACAUCCAGUGACUCAAGUCUGAGUUUUCUUGAAUCACCUCCUUCACCUCGAAGAUUUCCUUCAAAUCAGCAAUCAUCCCGUCGCAGCCCCACAAGCUCCCCGCCUUCCCUACGCGGUUUGAGACUUUUUGAUACUCCACACACUCCCAAAACGUUACUGGAAAGAUCAAAGAACCACGAUCAUCAACCACCAUCAAGUCCAGAUUUGCGUCAAUCAAGAUCGAGAAGAUUUGGACUUAGGACACGUAGACAUUUAGGAGAGAGGAAGAACUUUUCAGAACCACGGAAUCUUGGUUCUCACGGGCGAAUAGAGACAAACAUAAAUCCUUUCACACCAAACCACAAUGAAAGUUCAAUUCAGAAACACAAGCGUUGUCGCAUGAACUUCAAUGAUGAAGAUCUUUUUGAUGACAUCGAUAUUGAUGCUGAAAUCUUAGGAAAUCCAACAAAGAAACUUCACUUGCGAAACAACAACAUUUCAAGAUAUAAUGCAGAAUUUGUUGAACUAAAACAAAUUGGUUCUGGAGAAUUUGGUUCUGUCUUUAAAUGCCUCAAUCGAUUAGAUGGAUGUAUAUAUGCUCUUAAAAGAUCAAAGAAGCCAGUUGCUGGAUCUGUUGAUGAACAAAAUGCCAUUCGCGAGGUUUAUGCUCAUGCUGUAUUGGGACGACAUCCUCAUGUUGUGGGCUAUUACUCAGCAUGGGCUGAAGAUGAUCACAUGUUAAUACAGAAUGAAUAUUGUAAUGGUGGAAGUCUUGCUGAUGUUAUAGAAAAUAAUGAGUCUCAGAUGAAGUCAAUGUCUGAAGUAGAACUGAAACUAAUGUUGUUUCAAGUCUCUCAGGGUUUGAAGUAUAUCCAUUCACUGCAUCUAGCUCAUCUUGAUAUUAAACCAGGCAACAUAUUUCUGACUUCUGGUGCAGAAAAUGAUGAGGAUUGUCAAGAUGAUAAAAUGCAUAGUAAUAAACGUGAAGAAGUCAAAGUUCUAACAUAUAAAAUUGGUGAUUUAGGUCAUGUGACAUCUAUAAAUGAACCAAAAGUUGAAGAAGGAGACUGUCGAUAUUUGCCAGCAGAAAUACUUCGAGAGGAUUACAGCAAUCUUCCCAAAGCUGAUAUAUUUUCGUUGGCUUUAACAGCACUACGAGCGGGUGGAAUCAGCGAACUUCCUAAAAAUGGUCAAAAAUGGCAUAUGAUAAGACAAGGAAAGUUACCUUCACUUACACAAUGUAGUAAUGAAUUCAAUAACCUCCUAUUGAUAAUGUCUGCUCCAAACCCACAAUGUCGCCCAUCAUCUUCAGAAUUGACUAAACAUCACGUGCUCUGCCCAUUGGCAGAUAAAUCUAAGGAUCAACUAAGGAAAGAACUCAAUGCAGAGAAGUUUAAGAAUGAAGUUUUAAAAAGGGAAUUGGAAGAAACACGAGCAGCAAAUAAGGUCACCGAAGUAAAAAGUCGUACAUCAAAUGGACGACUAGUUGGACAGAGAGUGAAUAGAAGUAUGAGUUUGUCUGUUAUUAUGUGAAAGGUGUCAUUACUGAGGAUUUUAAUGAAUUGUAGACAAAUACAGUCUGACUUUGUACAUAGCUUCCACUCUUGUUUCAUUUUACUAAACUUUUUGCACUUGCAAUCAUUGUUCAUUUGCAAUGAUUGUUGAAGAUAUAAUUGCACCCAUUUGUCCCAUUUUAAAGUUCUAUGUUGAUUUUUUGUUCAAAGCUUUAUAUUUUUUUUUUAUCAAAUUGUGAAUUUUUUAAUAUUUUUAAUAAAAUGUGUAAAAUUACUUAUUUUUUAGUCAGGUUGUAUUGUAUUUCUGAUCAAAAACAUGACUCUCUCAAAUAA